AUGGAAUUGCGCUCGCUCAAGACGUGGUCCCGCUACCUGCCUUUGGUCCAGCGAAUCAUCAACGCCACUCCGCAUGCAGCGACAAUGGUUGCUCCCUCUCGGCUUCUCUUCGGUUCGGCGGUUGACACGGACCGCCAACUGUUGAAGCCCAUCUCCUCCGAGAGGCGGUCAGUCACAGUAGAGGAUUACGUGCAGGAGCUCAUCCAAGCCCAGGAGUCUCUGAUCGCAGCAAGCCAAGAUCAUCAGGACAAGGUGAUCGAGGAGCGUCUUUCCCAAUCUGCCGAGAAUCCCACCGAGUAUGCUGCUGGCGACUAUGUCGUUGUGUCGUACCCCGAUCGGCCGCCUAGCAAGCUGGCGCCGCGCUGGCGCGGACCACUCAUCAUCGCCGAUCGUGUUGGUUCCGACAUGUACCAGUGUCAGGACCUGGUCACUCAUCGGUUCACCGACUUCCACGUCAGUCGUCUCAAGAAAUACAACAUGGACAUGACUCCCAACCCGGUCGAGGUAGCCCAGGUUGACAAUGAUGAAUGGAAGGUGGAGCAGAUCGUGGAUCACAAGGGGUUGACCAAGAAGGCCGUCAGGUUCCGUGUGCGCUGGGAAGGCUUCGAACCCACGGACGACACCUGGCUUCCCUACUCCGAGUGUCGAGACUUGGAAGCGCUGGAUGUGUAUCUUGCCGCACACCCUGAGCUUCGUCUCUAG
This is a messenger RNA of Leptomonas pyrrhocoris, 702 nucleotides long. RefSeq lists its product as hypothetical. Lineage: Eukaryota; Euglenozoa; Kinetoplastea; Trypanosomatida; Trypanosomatidae. The transcript has a single exon. The record is from RefSeq and is a predicted model, not a curated record. Bases 1 to 702 code for a protein of 233 amino acids.